Meira miltonrushii is the source of this 340-nucleotide messenger RNA. RefSeq lists its product as uncharacterized. Bases 16 to 336 code for a protein of 106 amino acids. The transcript has a single exon. Lineage: Eukaryota; Fungi; Basidiomycota; Exobasidiomycetes; Exobasidiales; Brachybasidiaceae. The record is from RefSeq and is a predicted model, not a curated record.
GAGCAACAACAAACAAUGUCUGAUCCGCAAGCAACGCGCAAAUUUCGAUUCAAAGUGUUGAUCAUUUGUUUCUUUUCAUUUUUGGCAUUAGCAUUGGUGAUUGCAUUGAUCGUUCAUUUAGUCAGAAGACCUUGGGGUCGUAAAUGGUACAAAUAUCGUAAACAUUAUUGGUGGAAAAGAUCUGAUCAACUUUUGACUUUGAAAAAAGAUCAAAUUUUGGAUUUACGUGGCGUUGGUCGUCAAGCUGAAUUGGUAUAUGGUAAUAAGUCCAAACGUGACUUUUAUUCUGACAAAGAUUCAAUUUGGGAACGAGCCAAAGUUAUGCAAUUGCAAUAAGCAA